GUGGUGGUUGGACGUGGAUUUUAAAGGAUUUUUAUAUAUAUUUUUUUUCUAAAAAGAAGAAGAAGAAAAACGCUUCCCGUGAAGCCUGAAAAGAUUUAUCCGUGAAAAGUGAUGGCCGAGCGGGGAGCUCUGUCGCUCCUCUCUCUCCUCUGUCUCACCUUUCUCUACACGGAGACCACCGCGGCAAAGCAUGUCGACAAAGGUUCAGCAGCGCAGCCCUUCAGCCCCUUCUGGUUCACAGUGGAGCCCCAGGACACGCUGGCCAUCCGGGGCAACUCGGCACUGCUCAACUGCUCGGCCCACAGCGACGCGGCGACGGCGGCGCGCAUAGAGUGGAAGAAAGACGGCACCUUCAUGAGCCUGGUUUCCGACGAGAGGCGACACAUACUCCCCGACGGCUCGCUGUUCUUCAACCACGUGGUCCACUCCAAGCACAAUAAGCCCGACGAGGGCACGUACCAGUGCGUCGCCACUAUCGACAACCUGGGAUCAAUUUCAAGCCGCACGGCUCGUCUUUCUGUAGCAGGGAUGCCCAGGUUCACCAGCCAGCCAUCGCCGGCCACUGUGCAUCUAGGGAGCAGCCAGGUGAUGGCAUGCGAGGUCAACUCAGAUCUGGUGCCCUUCACCCGGUGGGAGAAAGACCGCCAACAGCUAGAGCUGAGCGCCAGGCUUGUCCAGCUGCCCAGCGGAGCCCUGGUGAUCAGCAACGCCUCGGAGGCCGACGCUGGCCUUUAUCGCUGUGUGGUGGAAAAUGUGGGGUCGUCCAAGUCCAGCGAUGAGGCCCAGCUACAGAUAGUGUCAGAAACUGGAGACGAGAGGAAGCUGGAGUUCCUGGUGCAGCCUGUAUCGGUGACCAAGGUGGUGGGUGCUAGUGUGCUGCUGCCCUGUGCGGUCACCGGUUACCCUGCACCGCACGUUCGCUGGAUGUUUGGAGACAAGCUGCUAGAAGAAAGUGAGGGACGUGUGGAGGUGCUGGGAGGAGGAAGUCUCCAGAUCUCCAAUCUCACAGAGGAGGAUGCUGGCACCUACACCUGCAUGGCAGACAACGCCAACGCAACCAUCGAAGCGCAGGCGCAACUCACUUUACAAGUUCCUCCGCAGUUCGUCAAGCGGCCAGCCAACAUUUAUGCCCACGAGUCCAUGGACAUCAUCUUUGAGUGUGAGGUUUCAGGGUCACCGGCUCCGACUGUCAAAUGGGUGAAGAACGGAGACGCUGUCAUCCCCAGCGACUACUUCAAAAUAAUUAAGGAGCACAACCUGCAGGUUCUGGGUCUGGUCAAGUCAGAUGAAGGUUUCUAUCAGUGCCUUGCUGAAAACGACGCAGGCAACAUCCAGUCCAGCGCCCAGCUCAUCAUCUUAGAUCACGAUGUAGCCCUUCCCUCUUUCCCUCCCCCCUCACUGACUCCUAACACUACUGACCAUGUAACGCCAGGCUCCGGAGGUGUAGCCAGCGCAGCAGGCCCCACCCCCUCCGCACCCAGAGACGUCGUGGCGUCGCUGGUUUCCACCCGCUUCAUCAAGCUGACCUGGCGCCCACCGGCCGAACCCCAUGGAGACGAGUUAACCUACUCCGUUUUCUACAGCCAGGAGGGCACUAGCAGGGAGCGAGUAGUGAAUACCAGCCGCCCAGGAGAGAUGCAGGUCACCAUCCAGAACCUCAUGCCAGACAGCAAAUAUCGCUUCAGGGUUGUGGCUCACAACAUCAACGGCCAGGGAGAGAGCUCUGCAGCGCUCAAAGUGGCCACCCAGGCUGAAGUCCAAGUGCCGGGCCCUGCUCCUAACCUCCAGGUGGUGUCGAACACGCCAACGUCUGUCUCUCUGAGCUGGGACAAACCACUGACUGGCAACGGGGAGAUCCUCACCUACAAGUUGUACUACACAGACAAAAGCGUCGGCAACGAGCAGGACGUCGACGUAGACAGCCAGGCGUUCACCAUGACGGGGCUGAAGAAGAACACAGAGUACAGUUUCCGCGUGGUGGCUAACAACAAGCACGGCCCAGGCGUCUCUACCGAGGACGUCGUAGUCCGCACUCUGUCUGACGUACCAAGCGCUCCUCCUCAAAACCUCACUCUGGAGGUCCAGAACUCAAAGAGCAUCAUGCUGCGGUGGCAGCCCCCGCCCCUUAGCGGCCAGAACGGAGAGAUUACCGGCUACAAGAUCCGCUACCGGAAAGGAUCCCGCAGGAGCGAGGCAGCUGAGACCACCGGAGGCACCCAGCUUUUCAAGCUCAUUGAUGGUCUGGAGCGAGGGACGGAGUACGCUUUCCGGGUCUCGGCCAUGACUGUGAACGGCACCGGCCCGGCCACCGAGUGGACCACAUCAGAGACGUUUGAGAGUGACCUGGAUGAAUCUCGAGUACCAGACCAGCCCAGCUCCCUCCACGUCCGGCCGCUCGUCAACAGCAUCGUGGUGAGCUGGACGCCGCCGGAGAACCAGGACAUUGUGGUGCGUGGUUACACCAUCGGCUACGGCAUUGGCAGUCCCCACGCUCAGACCAUCAAAGUGGACUACAAGCAGCGCUACUACACCAUCGAGAACCUCGACGCCAGCUCACACUAUGUGAUCACACUGAAGGCCUAUAACAACGUGGGCGAGGGGAUUCCUGUGUACGAGAGCGCCAUCACCAGACCACAGUCAGAUCCCAUAGACCCCGAUGUUGACCUCUACGAACUCUUCCCUGCUCCAUACACCCCAGUACCAGACCCCUCUCCCAUGAUGCCACCCGUGGGUGUUCAGGCCUCCGUGCUGAGCCACGACACCAUCAAGGUGACCUGGGCUGACAACUCCUUGCCCAAGAACCAAAAGAUCACGGAUAACCGCUUCUACACGGUGCGCUGGAAGACCAACAUCCCUGCCAACACUAAAGUAAAGAUGGCCAACGCCACCAACCUCAGCCACAUGGUGACGGGUUUGAAGCCCAACACGCUGUACGAGUUCUCCGUCAUGGUGACCAAGGGCCGCCGCACCAGCACGUGGAGCAUGACCGCACAGGGCACCACCUUUGAGACCAUUCCCAGCUCCUCUCCAAAGGACGUGACUGUGGUGAGCAAAGAGAACAAACCUCGCACCAUAAUUGUCAACUGGCAGCCUCCCUCUGAGGCCAAUGGAAAGAUCACUGGUUACAUCAUCUACUACAGCACAGACGUAAACGCCGAGGUCCACGACUGGGUCAUCGAGCCAGUGGUGGGCAACCGCCUCACUCACCAGAUCCAGGAGCUGACGCUGGACACCACCUACUACUUCAAGAUCCAGGCCCGAAACUCAAAGGGAAUGGGCCCCAUGUCUGAGGCCGUGUAUUUCCGCACUCCAAAGACUGAGUCCUCUGACAAAAUGGCUAAUGACCAAGCAAAUAUUCCACCGAAGCCGGGGCCUCCAGGAAACCCAAAUCCACCCGAUCCUGGAUCUGGAGUUGGUAAAUCAGGGGUUGGAGGCAACAGUGAAAAUCACAUCCUGGUCAUUGUGAUCAUCAUCUCCGUGGGAGCCUUUACCAUCAUCGUGGUGGUGGUGGGUGCCUUCCUGUGCACACGGCGCACCACGUCGCACCAGAAGAAAAAGCGCGCUGCCUCAAAGUCCUCGAAUGGCUCCCAUAAAUACAAGGGAAACUCCAAAGACCUGAAGCCACCUGAUCUUUGGAUUCAUCACGAGAGGCUGGAACUCAAGCCCAUGGACAAGUCGCCAGACCCCAACCCUGUCAUGACCGAAACGCCUAUCCCCCGCACCUCCCAGGACAUCACACCGGCUGACAGCGGCAUGGACAGCAACCCCCAUCUGCAGCAGCGGCGCAACUCCUACCGUGGCCACGAAUCAGAGGACAGCAUGUCAACACUAGCAGGCCGACGAGGGAUGAGGCCUAAAAUGAUGAUGCCUUUUGACGCACAGCCACCUCAGCCUGUGAUUAGCGCUCACCCCAUCCAUUCCCUUGAUAACCAUCACCACCAUUAUCACAUGGGCAGCCUGGUGUCGCCAACACGCAGCUACCUCUACCACCAGGGCAGCGGGCACCCGCACCCGCGCCCGCAUGCCUGCGCCACCCCCAUUUCCCAUUUAGACAGGGUGGACUCUACAGAGUCAGUGAGAAAUACCCCCAGUUCGGAGCCCCUCCCUCCAGCCACCGCCUCAUCUCAGGCCUCCUGCCCUUCGGAGAUCCUGGCCGACCCCGAGGGCAGCUACCACGGCUCCACCACCACAGAAGAAGAGCCCAGCUACUCCAGCAACCUGCCCCCGCUUCGCUCAGCUCACCCGCACGCCCACGCCCACCCGCUCAAGAGCUUUGCCGUACCUGCGAUCCCAGCCUCCAGCCAUCCAUCAUUCGAGUCGCCCGCCCUGCCCAGCGCUCCCCUGCUGACUCAAACCGGGCCUCCCACUCACCCUCACGUUGUUAAAACAGCCUCUAUUGGAACACUAGGAAGGACACGAACACCGAUGAUAGUCACUGUGCCCAACGCCCCUGAUGUGCCAGAGACCAGCAAGAUGCUGGAAGAUGUAGACAGCAGCUACGAGCCCGACGAGCUGACCGAGGAGAUGGCCCACCUCGAGGGCCUGAUGAAGGACCUGAACGCCAUCACCACAGCGCCAUGAGCAUGCACACACACCCACACACACACACACACACACACCUCUACACACACAUGCAGACACUUUCUGUCAUCCUCGCUCACACACACAAACACACUCUCUAAAGUCAAAACAAACACACCCAAACAUAAAUCUUGGGAGGCAGAGGCUGGUGGACAGAAAAUAAAUGGCUUCUCAUGCCCAAGAAAACUCUCACGUCCCCCUGCAGAGAAAAAAAACAAACAAACAAACUCCAGACUGAAACUUAGGAACUUUUUUUGGCUUACCUUGCUCAGUCUCAGGAAGGAGAUUGCCAUGAGAGGGAAGAAAAAGUGACACGCUUCAUCUUUUUAUGAAGAACCAUUCUCAGAGACAAUGAACUUUUAAAACAUUGGUCGCUUUCAACCGGAAGAUUGUGAAUUUUUUCCUCAGCAAAAAUACGUGCGGUAGGUUUUGUUUUUUUUGUUUUCUUUUGUCGCGAACGUUCACUCUCGCACGCUCGAGAUGAGACGGCGGUUGAUUCAAUGUCAAGUCAAAAAGGAGAAAGUCCAAAAAAUAUGCUGGUUUUGAUGUUGGUGCUCAUGCGGCGCAGUCUACACACAGUGUUUGUUUGAUUAGUGUUUUCUUUGUGCAUUUUGUAUAUCUAUUGGGCCGUUUCAGUGAAGUGAACAUUGGAUAUCAGCCCCCCCCUUUACAAGCCUACAUUAUUCAUAAACGUGGUAUUUUAUUUUUGUUUUUACCCCCUUGUGUCAUAUAUUGUGCCAUGACUUUUUAUUAUUUUCUAUGUUAUUGUAUUAUUUUUUUACACACAUAUCCUUAUAAACAUGUACAUAUGUUGUGUUUUUUUUUUUUUUUUUUUUAAACUGCCUCAUUCUUUUGAUGUUUCCCAUAUUUCAUUAUUAUUAUUUGAAAGUGUGAUUACAAAUGAGUCCUGAAGCUCAGUUUUCAUAUCAAAAGGGGAGAGAAGCCUGAUGUGUUUCUACAGUACAUUCUUCUCUGGCAUUGUGUUGCCCGCUUUGUACAUUAAAACGUCUUCUUCUUUUUUUUUUUUCAGUCUUUUUAUUUUGUUUGUGGGAGCUCCGUUUUAAAAGCCUUACCAACGUGUUUGUAUGUUGGACCGUCGAGAUGACUCGGCUCUCCACGGAUGUCGCUCAAGAGUUGUGCUGUCUCGCUGCCAGUGGCAGUUUCUAUAUAGUUCUGUGGGACUUGACAGUAUUCCCCACAGGUCAGGGGUACCUAGGACUCAGGGCGCUGACCCCAACCCCUCCUAAAAAAAACAAAACAAAAAAAAAAACCUCACAGUCAAAUCAAUCAAUCACCUGCAACAGACGAGUUAUCUUUUAUACAGAAGUUCGGUCGAAUGUGUGUGUCAUUUUCCAAAAAAAACAAUAUUUGGUUGUCAGACGUCUGUACUGCUGAACCACGUGUGCGUUUUUACCCCACAGCGGAGUGUGUUUGCUGUAUUUUCCUGCUGUUCUUCAUCAGAUGCCCGGGUUCUUUUACAAAUCUUAUAAGACGCAAAGAUGUUGGCCUUUUGAAGGGGACUCCCAGAUUUUUUUUUUUUUUUUUUUUUUUUUUUUUUUACAUGGUAGUUUUU
Molecule: messenger RNA, 6154 nt
Organism: Larimichthys crocea (large yellow croaker)
Lineage: Eukaryota; Metazoa; Chordata; Actinopteri; Sciaenidae
Gene: neo1a
Product: neogenin 1a
Exons: 29
Coding region: 112-4581 (1489 amino acids)
Biological process (GO): cell-cell adhesion
Cellular component (GO): membrane
Molecular function (GO): protein binding
Source: RefSeq, a predicted model, not a curated record